Molecule: messenger RNA, 2004 nt
Organism: Megalops cyprinoides (Indo-Pacific tarpon)
Lineage: Eukaryota; Metazoa; Chordata; Actinopteri; Elopiformes; Megalopidae
Gene: tnfaip1
Product: tumor necrosis factor, alpha-induced protein 1 (endothelial)
Exons: 7
Coding region: 264-1232 (322 amino acids)
Biological process (GO): negative regulation of Rho protein signal transduction; proteasome-mediated ubiquitin-dependent protein catabolic process; protein homooligomerization
Cellular component (GO): Cul3-RING ubiquitin ligase complex
Molecular function (GO): ubiquitin-protein transferase activity; protein binding
Source: RefSeq, a predicted model, not a curated record
CUUUGGCGUUGGAGCGGUAUGACGUCUGUGUUUUAUGAUCUAUUUUUUCAGCAACUAGCAAGCUAAACAAAUUCAUUGUAAAGAAUUGUGGCAAAGUUUAUUUCGUUAAACGCAGUUAGUGAGUUAAAGGGCAGUCGUCCCGGAGUGGGCAUGCUUGAGGCGGGCAACGAGAGACUGCAGUCCCCUCAGUAGCAGUCACCACGGCAGAGGACAUCAGGCUGGCCGUCUGCAGGGUGGUCAUCUACCUCCAGAGGGACAGGGACAUGUCGGGGGAGAGCUGCCUGCGCCCACAGCACCCAGUGGCUGGGCCCAGCUCACCCAGGUCCCUGGCUACCCUUCCCAAGGCCAAGACCUGCAGCUACCGUGGGGCGGCGGGUCUGGGGAACAAGUAUGUGCGCCUGAACGUGGGGGGCACACUGCACUACACCACCGUGCAGGUGCUGACGCGCCAGGACACCAUGCUCAGAGCCAUGUUCAGCGGCAGGAUGGAGGUGUUCACUGAUAAGGAAGGCUGGGUCCUGAUUGACCGCUGUGGGAAACACUUUGGUGCCAUCCUCAGCUACCUGCGGGAUUCCAGCGUCACCCUGCCCAAGACACGGCAGGGUAUUCGCGAGCUGCUGGCCGAGGCCAAGUACUACCUGAUCCAGGGCUUGGUGGCUGUGUGCCAGAGCGCCCUGCAGGACAGCAAGGAGCAGGCCCUGUGCAUGAUCCCAGUCAUCACUUCUGUGAAGGAGGAGGAGAGGCUCAUUCAGACCUGCACCAAGCCUGUGGUGAAGCUGCUCUACAACAGAAGUAAUAACAAAUACUCCUACACCAGCAACUCGGAUGACAACCUGCUGAAGAACAUCGAGCUGUUCGACAAGCUCUCUCUGAGCUACAACGGCCGCGUGCUGUUCAUCAGGGAUGUGAUCGGGGACGAGAUCUGCUGCUGGUCCUUCUAUGGACAGGGCCGCAAGCUGGCCGAGGUGUGCUGCACCUCUAUCGUCUACGCCACAGAGAAGAAGCAGACCAAGGUGGAGUUUCCUGAAGCGCGGAUCUACGAGGAGACACUCAAUGCCCUCCUGUACGAGACGCUGCCUGUGCCGGACAACUCGCUGCUGGAGGCGACACGACGGCGUGCCCACUGUGGCUCCCACAGCGAGGAGGAGGAGGGCGGGGAGCUGAGGGAGCGUGUGCGCCGCAUCCACGUCAAGAGGUACAGCACUUACGAUGACCGGCCGCUGGGCCACUAGCCCCGCCCCCGCCACACCGGCAACCCCUCCCACAGCCUUCGCAGCCAGCCUCAGAGAUGUAAACGGCAUCCCAACCAAGCUCAUAUACCACCCGGGCUUUUUUUGACCAAGCAAUAAUAGAAAGGUAACAGCUAGUUUAACUGUGAGACAAGUAGGUACAUCGGUCACACCACAGCAGAGUUAGGGACAGUUCCAUUUCAGUUCUGUGAAUUCAGGAAAUUGGUUGAAAUUCAAAUGAAAAUGAUGAGCAAUUUAAUUCUUUAAGUGAAUUAUAGUUAAACUCCUGAAAUGGUUGAAAUGGAGCUGACCCCCAUCUCUACACCAUAGCGACCAGAGCGAUGGAAGCGUGCAGAAAUAUGACCCAAAGCCGUAUGCUAUAGAGGCUUCUGUCAGAAAGGGAGCAAGGUGAUCUGAUAACUGAUGGCGGUGCUGCCUGUUAACACUGUUGGGAUCUCUGGGCUCACUGUGUCAAUGUGCAUGCUGGUGCUCCUGCGCAUGUACUGCCAGUGCUGGUGGGUUCCAUGGAAGCCUUACAGAUCAUUACAGAAAUGCUACAGAACACCUUCCUUCAUUUGGUUCAGUCUGCUGUUUGGGCUGCAGUGUUACAGUGCCCAUUCUGCUGUGGUCCAUAGAAUUUCCACACCAUAUUGUUCAAGAAUUUCAUUAAUCCUUAAAGUGCUUUAAAAAUAUUUACAAUGUGAGAUCGUCUUUGUUACUAAUUUAAUGCAUAUUCUGGUCCUUGGUUUUACUGUUGCAUUUUUUGAAUGUUUGG